Messenger RNA from Monopterus albus (swamp eel), 2746 nucleotides. It is a transcript of the gene tmco6, whose product is annotated as transmembrane and coiled-coil domains 6. NCBI's taxonomy places the organism in Eukaryota, Metazoa, Chordata, Actinopteri, Synbranchiformes, Synbranchidae. The record is from RefSeq and is a predicted model, not a curated record. The transcript is spliced from 12 exons. Gene Ontology annotation, molecular function: protein binding. Bases 117 to 1601 code for a protein of 494 amino acids.
GAAGAAGAGUGUCAUUAUUAUUAUUAACGAGCUACAGUGAGCCACAGUAACAUCUUCCAAUAUGAAAUAGCUAGUGAACCAGUUUGGCUUUAUGUUACUGGCUUCAGAAGAACCAAAUGUGGAGGUUAAACAAAGUUCGCCACAAAGCUGGUCGACAAGGCGACAGUUUGGAGGAGCUAAGGUUAAAGAGACGAGAUCACGAAAAAGCAUUGAGACAGGCCCGCAGAGACAGACAGCUGGUGAGCAGGAGGCUCCUGCUGAGUGAAGAUGAGGACCAGCCAGAUGUCUUCAUGGACACUGCUCCAGGAGAACAGGACGUUGUCUGUCUGUUCCAAAAACUUAAGCACAGCGGGCCAGAGAGGGAGGCCCAGCUGAAAGCCUUGAGCAAAGCUCUCCGUGACCCAUCAGCACGUCUCACCUUUCUCAAGCAGGAGAACGGCAUGCACCUGCUGGUCAGUCUUCUCACUGGCUCCAAUGCACAGUGGCGUCUGCAGGCUGGUCGGUGUCUUCAUGAGCUGUCUCUUUCCGCCCACACCAGCGUGGCCGCAGCCUGUCUGCCUGCCACUACCUACCUGCUCACCUACCUGUCCGGACAGAGCACCAAGUUCACUGAGCUGUGUCUCUACACACUGGGUAACUUAUGUCCAGACAGUGCUGUACAAGACAAACUCCUGGCCCAGGGAAUCAUACCAGCUCUGGCCAGCUGUAUAGAGAACCAGAGACAUAAUCUAGCGGUUGUUGAAGCGGUGGGGUUCACCCUCUCUCAGCUUCUCCAGGCCAAAGAUGCAGCAGAGAAAAUAAUCCCUAUGGUCCUGGCCUCCAGCUUACCUUCACACUUGUUAUCAGUCCUGACUCCUGAUCCAAAUUUUGGCCUGGCACCUGCUAUUGAGUGUGCGUGGUGUCUACACUACUUAACAUGCAGUAUUGUGGAUAAACGAGAGCUGCUAGCUCAUGGAGCCCUGUCACAGUGCAGUUCACUGUUAGUGUCACUAGGUGAUGCUAUCGCUGUAGGAAACAAAGAAGAAGGAAUUGAGUUGCUUGUCUGUCCUCUGCUGCGGUGCGUAGGGAACCUUCUGGCCUCCUGCCCAGUGGGAGACCUGAAUACUCAAGUGUGUGACGUUCACCUUGUGGUUGCUCUGUGCGCACUUAUCCAGGCCUACCUACAGACUCGGCCAGCCUUGGCCAGAGAGAGUGCCUGGGUCCUCAACAACCUGACAGCUCACUCCAGUGAUUUCUGCUCUGCUCUCCUCUCCUUCAACUUGGUCCCUGGACUGAUCCAGCUUCUGCCUUUCUCUCAAGGCAUCAAUACAUUGAUCCUCAGGGUUCUUGCAAAUGUUUCCCACAAGAAAAAGUUCUGUGUCCAGCUGGGCCAGCUUGGAUUACUGUCUGCACUCUGUGCCACGCUUAAAAUGACCGACCAAGAAAUGGUGACCCUGAGUCUGGACAUCCUCUUCAUGUUGGUAUCUAGCACGCCACAGUUGGCUGAAGAGUUUGAGAGGCAAGGUGGAUUGUCACUGUUAGAAGCCAUUCAGUACAACAGUGAAGGAGAGAUGAGGCGAAGAGCAACAUACCUGCUGGAGCACCACCUACUGUUACUCUAACCAUACUUCACAGUGAAGACAUCUGUAUAGUUUUGUCCUCUGGUGAAUCUGUGGUAAUCAAGAAAUCAAAAAAUGAGUUAUUUGAUCUGUUGUGCUGCAGGUGACCAACACACCAGGACACAGUGUGUCUUUAAACAAUGCCACAGAAACUAAUGCCUGGAUAUCAAGUAUCAUGUCCUCAGGUCAUAUUACUGUAUAUUAUAACAGUAUUUUAUUAGCUGUAAAGAUGAAGUGUAUAUAUAUUUAUACCUGAGAAUCAGUACCUCAGUCUUACACUCAUUCAAAAUCAAAAUUGUAUUUAUAUUAAGAUUAGGUCUUUUUUGCAAGUCUCAUCUGACAGGAAAACACCUGCUGUAUGAACUGUAGGGGUUGACUGUAAAUAUCUUGAAUGAUGGUGAUGAAAAACAUUUUUUGGUUAUGCAACAAUGGCAGAUUUUUAGAAGUAGCGUGUCUUUUGAGCCAUUAAUCAAAUGCUGGAUAAAUUAUGAAUUAAUAAACAGCUUUACAUCAAACUUGACACAUUUUCUGAGACCAAGAUAUUAUGUGGAUAAUAAUACUUAAGUUUUCUUGUUUGAUUUAGUUCAGCGAUUAUUUAUAUAAUGCAAUAUACUCAAUUUUGUCUUGUAUAUAAAGAUUAAAUGUAACCCUUAUUGUAUUGUCCCAGGUGUAAUGAUAUUGAUUGUUUAAUGCAAGGCACAUGAACAUGUUCAUAACAUGUUUAUUUUUCUGAGCCUCAUAAAACUAGCGAGACUUGGGUUCAUGAAAACGAUUGUUGUGGUGGUGAAAAUGCAUUAAUGAACAUAGAGAUGAUAACCUGCAUCAAUAUUGACAUCACUCCAGAUCAGUCUCUUCAGGUAAUACAAUACAUUUUUUUCUAAUGUUGGUUUGCACAGCUGUGUGUUUAGUGACGGCAUUAGAAAAGGUGCAGAGAUGCCUUUAAAAUGUUAAACCUCUGGAAAAUUGUUCUGAUCAAUGUCCUAUCUUGACAGCUUCUUCUGUUUGAACUGAAGAAAUGUAGAGCUGAAACUGUGUGUUAACAGGUUGGCUAAAUAAACAAAAAUAACAGCCCAAACCUUUUGAUAAAUGAUAAUGAUGUUCAUUUAUAAAAUAACUGGCUGAUUAAUGGAUAAUGAAAAUGAUCUUUA